CACGUGGACUUGGGCGGUGCUGCCCUGUGGGUUGGCCUGGGCCUGAGGCGGGACGGCACCGUACUGGGACACAACGGGUGUCCAUGCCAUCCCAGCGCCCCAGCCUGAUGCAGCCAACAACAGAGGAGACCCGCAAGACCCCAUUUGCAGCAGCAGAGGAUACACAAUGGUCCAGGCCUGAGUGCCAGGCGUGGACGGGGAUGCUGCUCCUGGGCACCUGCCUGCUGUACUGCACUCGAGUCACCAUGCCCGUCUGUACCCUUGCCAUGAGCCAGGACUUCGGCUGGAACAAGAAGGAGGCUGGUAUCGUGCUCAGCAGCUUCUUCUGGGGCUACUGCCUGACUCAGGUGGUGGGCGGCCACCUUGGGGAUCGCAUCGGAGGCGAGAAGAUCAUCUUGCUGUCAGCCUCCACCUGGGGCUUCAUUACUGUCGUCACACCCUUGAUCGCUCACCUUGGCAGCGGCCACCUGGCCUUCAUGACAUUCUCACGCAUCCUUAUGGGUCUGCUGCAAGGUGUUUACUUCCCUGCCCUGACCAGUCUGCUUUCCCAGAGGGUGCAGGAGAGCGAAAGAGCGUUUACCUACAGCACUGUGGGAGCUGGCUCCCAGUUCGGGACCCUGGUGACCGGGGGCAUAGGCUCGGUGCUCCUGGACUGGUGCGGCUGGCAGAGCGUCUUCUACUUCUCCGGAGGCCUCACCUUGCUCUGGGUGUACUAUGUGUACAGGUGCCUGCUGAACGAGAAAGAUCUUUUUCUGGCCCUGGGUGUCCUGGCGCAAGGCCUGCCUAUGGCCAGGCCCUCCAAAGUGCCCUGGAGACAGCUCUUCCGGAAGCCCUCUGUCUGGGCAGUGGUCUUCUCUCAGCUGUCCUCGGCUUGCUCCUUCUUCAUUCUACUCUCCUGGCUGCCCACCUUCUUCAAGGAGACCUUCCCCCACUCCAAGGGCUGGAUCUUCAAUGUGGUGCCCUGGCUGCUGGCGAUUCCUGCCAGUCUCUUCAGUGGCUUCCUCUCUGAUCGCCUCAUCAGUCAGGGUUACAGAGUCAUCACAGUGCGUAAGUUCAUGCAGGUGAUGGGCCUCGGUCUGUCAAGCAUUUUUGCCCUGUGUCUGGGUCACACCACAAGCUUCCUCAAGGCUAUGAUCUUUGCAUCAGCUUCCAUUGGCUUCCAGACCUUCAACCACAGUGGUAUUUCAGUCAACAUUCAGGACCUGGCCCCAUCCUGUGCUGGUUUUCUGUUUGGUGUGGCCAACACUGCAGGGGCCUUGGCAGGUGUGAUAGGCGUGUGUCUGGGUGGCUAUCUGAUUGAGGCCACUGGCUCCUGGACGUGUAUUUUCAACCUAGUGGCCGUCAUCAGCAACCUGGGACUGGGCAUCUUUCUGGUGUUCGGCAAGGCCCAGCGGGUAGACCUGGCCCCUGCUCAUGAGGACCUGUAGCUUUCUACCUACCCAGACCCACCCAGGAUCCUGAUGUCGACAGCCUAAGGACAACAGCUGUGUUGGUGAAACCCUGCAUCUGAACCUCAGAUGUAUUAGCAUGGUCUCCCGGGGAACCCCUAUGAGUUGGAGAGACUGGUGGAGACAGACGCCAGAACUCACACACAGGCCCGUGCCAGAAGUAGGGUCAUGGCCUCCCUGAGCUUCAGCGGCCCCAUCUGCUAGUCAGGACCAUCCUGACCCUCCUCUCAGACUCAGCGGACUGCUGCCCGCUGUUGCGGAUUCUGCGUUGCUGAUGGGAGCCUUCUACCAUCCAGUCCGUGCGGGUUGUUUCUACGAUAAGUUGAACACAUCUCUGUGUUGAAGAUACGUCUCAUGUGCUGGGAGGAUGUUCAGGAGCAGCUCUGACACCUGCCGACUCUGGGCAUCUUCCAACCUCCAUCCCUCCAGUAGUGAUAGCCCCAGAUGCCUAUAGACAUUCAACCAUGUCCCCAUGGUCAGACAGGCCCACAAGAACCACGGUGCUAGAGAAGUCACUGUUCCUGCUUUUCCCCGGAAGUCAGGCUGGCGCUGUAGCUGGACCAGUGUGCGCUGGCUAGAGGUCCUUGCCUGCCUCCGCAGACCCUCCACAGCCCCCCUGGUUCUCUUCCUGUGGAUCCCUCAGCACUACUGAUGUGUCCAGGGUAGGUAGGUGCGCCUGGCACUCCUUGGACUCUGCCUGGACACUCCAGCUACCACAGACCCCAGAACAUGGUGAAACCUCCCCCUGCUUUCUGGCCUUGUUUUUCUACCUCUCCUUUUAUACCUUGUGGAGCUGGUGGUUUUAUGAACUGAUAAUGAAUUCUCCAAGAUGCCUGUUAGAGAUUAUCUUUAUAAAUAAUGGCGGGUCUCACCAAAACCUUAUUUAAGUGAAAACUAUUAAAUUAUUUGAAA
This is a messenger RNA of Mesocricetus auratus (golden hamster), 2360 nucleotides long. It is a transcript of the gene Slc17a9, whose product is annotated as solute carrier family 17 member 9. Bases 84 to 1427 code for a protein of 447 amino acids. Gene Ontology annotation, molecular function: transmembrane transporter activity. The transcript is spliced from 13 exons. The record is from RefSeq and is a predicted model, not a curated record. Gene Ontology annotation, cellular component: membrane. Gene Ontology annotation, biological process: transmembrane transport. Lineage: Eukaryota; Metazoa; Chordata; Mammalia; Rodentia; Cricetidae.